Messenger RNA from Cyclopterus lumpus (lumpfish), 3248 nucleotides. It is a transcript of the gene col9a2, whose product is annotated as procollagen, type IX, alpha 2. The transcript is spliced from 32 exons. The record is from RefSeq and is a predicted model, not a curated record. Bases 31 to 2106 code for a protein of 691 amino acids. NCBI's taxonomy places the organism in Eukaryota, Metazoa, Chordata, Actinopteri, Perciformes, Cyclopteridae.
CCGAGGAGAGACAGACAGGGGAGAGGGACCAUGGCUGCUCUCUCUGCCUUGCUGAAGACCCUGGUAAUACUGCAGACCGUGUGCCUGGCUCUGGCCCAAGUGAGGGGUCCACCUGGACCUCAGGGCCAGGCCGGCUCACCAGGCCCCUCUGGCACUCCUGGGUCAGACGGCAUCGAUGGAGACACAGGACCACCUGGGCCCCCUGGUGCACCAGGACUAAAAGGAGAGCCAGGAGAGCCUGGUCCUGAUGGAGUAGCAGGAGAGAACGGCAUUGAUGGUUUGAUUGGAGCAAAGGGGGAUCGAGGUCCCUUUGGGAGCCCGGGGCCUAAGGGUAAACCUGGACCAAGUGGUGAACUUGGACUUCCUGGACCCGGUCUUCCAGGACUGGCUGGCGCUCCAGGGCCAAUUGGCCUUCCAGGUGAAAUUGGAUCACCUGGUCCAAAGGGUAUCCUAGGAUCACUUGGACCUCCAGGACUUCCCGGACCUCCUGGCAAACCAGGUCCCCCAGGGAAGUUCAUUGGUGGAGAAGAGGGAAGUGCAGACUUCCAGUGUCCUCUUAACUGUCCAGCAGGACCUAAAGGCCCCCAGGGACUGCAGGGAGUCAAGGGACACAAAGGACGUGGUGGUGUUCUCGGAGAGCCUGGCAGCAUAGGAAAAUCGGGUCCCAAGGGAGAAGUGGGCAUCUCUGGGGAGCAGGGCAUCCCAGGACCUUCGGGUCCGAUGGGCCUAAGAGGUUAUCCAGGAAUGAUGGGUCCUAAAGGGGAAGCAGGGCCUCGUGGUUACAAGGGCAUCAACGGUCCUGUAGGAAUACCUGGGCCUCCUGGUGAGGAGGGGCCUCAGGGUCCACCCGGAGAGGCAGGAGACAAGGGAGACAAAGGCGGCCGAGGUAUCCAGGGCCCACAGGGUGCGGUUGGCAAGAAGGGAGAGAAUGGUCUGCCGGGUAUUGAUGGAAAAGAUGGCACACCUGGUAUUCCAGGGAUCAAGGGCAGCCCUGGCAAAGAUGGGAUGCCUGGUCCUCCUGGUCCUCAGGGAGCAGCGGGAUUGCCUGGCAGCCCAGGGUCAAAAGGUGGAUCUGGAUUUAAGGGAGAGCCUGGUCCUCGGGGUCACAUUGGCAUGUCUGGUUCCCCCGGACCUCUGGGUGAACCUGGUCUUCCCGGUGAGGCUGGUAUGGAAGGAGUUCCUGGACCCAAGGGUGACAGAGGUCAGCGAGGAGCAGUUGGGCCACAGGGAGUUGUCGGCAAGGCUGGAAACAAAGGAGAGCGAGGACCAAUCGGUGUUCCAGGUGCCCAAGGUCUUAGCGGAACCAAGGGAGACAAGGGCUUCCAAGGAAAAGUUGGGUCGAAGGGAGACAAUGGCGACCCCGGUGUUGAGGGAUUGGCUGGCGAGAAAGGUGACAAGGGUUUGUCCGGUGAACCCGGGCCUAAAGGACAGCAAGGAAUUAGGGGCGACUCCGGACACAAUGGACCCACUGGAGACCCUGGUAAACCUGGAGACCAGGGACCACUGGGACUGCCCGGUCCUAGGGGACUCAAUGGAGAGCGAGGAGUACCUGGCAUGCCAGGCAUUCAGGGACCAUCCGGACGCGAUACAUCUGAUCAGCACAUUAUCGAAGUGGUGUUAAAGAUGUUGCAGGAGAGGCUAGCUGCUGUGGCAGUGAGCGCCAAGAGGGCCGUGCUUGGUGGAGCAGGUGUAAUGGGACCUCCUGGACCCCCUGGACCCCCGGGGUCAUCUGGCCCUCAGGGGCCACAUGGCUUACCUGGUGCCCGUGGCCUUCCUGGCAUGUUUGGAGGACAUGGACAGAUUGGAAACACUGGACUUAAAGGAAAGAGAGGGGCAAAGGGAGACAGAGGAGAUCCUGGUAAACCCCAUCCAGGACUACCAGGACCCCCAGGAAUACAAGGUCCUGCGGGUGUUGAUGGUGUGGCUCGGGACGGGAGGCAUGGCGAGAGAGGGCCUCAGGGGUCGACCGGACAGGCGGGUUACCCCGGUAAGGCGGGUUCGACAGGUCUCCCCGGCUUUUGCGAGGCUGCAAUGUGUUUAGCUGCGUCGGCAUACACAUCCCCGAGACUACAGGAAGCGGGAAGAAUCAAAGGACCCAAUGUUUAGAGACCUGCCUCUCCAUCAGCAGCUCACCUGGGAGAGAGAGCACCAAGAAAGGAGAGACGGCACUCUUCUCUGUCGGACAACAUCGAGAACGAAGGGUAGGGGACAAGAAUAGUGACUGGAUGUAUAGCGCCCCCUACUGAAAGUGACAACAUGAAGUUUUGACUGGUGGGACACACUCUUGAUCUUAAUCCCCUACAUCACCAUGACAACAGCAGCUCUCACCCACCCACACCCUUCUGAAUUCUGUGUUUUUGGAUGAUGUCAGUGUCAGUCCCAUUCAAAUAUCCCAGCCCUGUUCUAGCAGUGAUAGAGGAACAGAUUUAUAUUGCAUCUCUCCGUCUCUCACCACCGAUGAGCUGAGAGGAGCUGAAAACCAAGCAUGGUCAAUUUGUAUUGCACCGUGGCCAUCUUUAAAUGCAAUAUUUGGUUUGACAUGUGUUUUGAAGUUUAAAUGCCCUGCCUCUCUUGAGACAUCACACCUGAUGUCUUAAAAGUGUACAAAAAGGACCAAUAAAUGAUUGAAAGUGACACUCCGUACUGUACCGUAUUGUAAAAUGUAGUAUCUGUAAGCUUUAGUGAAAUCCUUGAUUCAUCACAUGUAGAGUUAACCCCCCCACCUCCAGCAACGCCACUCCCCUCCCAAUCCCCGCUUUCCCCAAGUCUCAUUUUAGAAACUAACGACUGGCUUGAUCUCGUCCGCUUGUUGCCUGGCAACAUCAUAUCCCAAUGAGCACUCCCUUGUCCCACAAUGCAGUGCUGUAAAUCUUUGUAAAUGUUUGUUGAUUAUUAUGUAGAGAAAAAUGAAUGGGUUACAAGAUGCACCAACAAAAAAAAUCCUAUGUUACUGAAUUCAGCGAGUAAUAAAAAAAAUUCGGCUUCGUGCUUCCUAUGCCACUGUCAAUUUUCCACAGGGUGUCAGCUUUUUAAUGACCGAUUUAUUUUCAUCAACAGAAUCUAUUUAUUGUUCUUAAUAUAAUCAUCUGGUAGGGUUCUUUUUUUGGCUGCUCAGGUCAACCCAAACAAAUAAAGAGGAACUUUUUAUCAAAUCCAAUGCUCUUCUGUAUCAUGUGCAGAACGGAAACAAGUCUCUUUAGUUUCUGUUUCAGCUUCUUUUCUUCACAUUUCUCCCAUUUGAAAUCUUU